AUGGAGGAAGGCAAGGAACCUAUGAGGAUGGAUCAGGACGGCCAGCACCGUAAGGUCAAUCUAGGGUUUGAUAACCUGCCAAGAGCCGCCGACAAUCUAGCCAACUCCGUGAGAAGUAUGCUGCAGACGGUUGCCGCUGGAGGGAGGCCCGAAAGAGCAUCUUCUUGGACCAUCUUGUGUGAUCUGCAGGCUUGCAUCUCUGAGCCCCUUAGCGUUAUUCAUUACGCUCUCGACGCUGUUCGACGACUAUUCUGUAAUAGAGGAAUGGGAAGAGGACGGGAAAGUGCAAGGGGGCGGAAAGAGAAACUGUCAAUACUGCUGAGGAGCGAACCGAACAAAAAGAAUCUGUUGACGCCGAUUAUUAUGAUUAUUACAUCAACCUACAGGCUGAGUAUUACCUCCCAAGACACCGACGAUAAUGAACGCAGAAACUAUGAAGACUCCGACGACGAAGAAGUUGAUCCAGAUUGGCCUCCGCCGAGUCUCGCAAUUUACUAUGGUGGAGAUAGCCCUAAUGUGGGUGCGGCUUACUGUUUUUCCCGGGACCUGGUGGAGCUGUUGUCUGUGCGUCCUCGCUUUCCCUUUACGGGCACCUUCGCUGCCUUCAACGAUCGUUCUGCCUACUACUACUCCUCUCCGAAAGGUCAACAACAACAUGAUGUGGAUUCUCAGGGAAAUUUGUUACUCCGUGCACAAGGCAAGGCCAUUGAGAAUGCCUUUCAAAUUAAAAUUGAAAUCCCAGAUGGAGAUAAUGGAAUUGAUGAUGGGUACCUGGUCUUCAGAGUAAACCCGUACGCGUGCAACAAAGUUAUAACCCGCACCAUCCUGACAGCUUGUGGCCGCAAAAUAGAUGUGACUUUUGUGCCGCUCUACUGUGCUAUACAAGCAAGGGUGUUCGUCAACUUUGAUUUCAUAGCUGGUGCUGGCUCUAGCACGGGUGGCACCAUCUAUUAUGUCUACGGCGAAAUCACUGCACACCAUCAAUUCUACGACGACAAGAAUGCCAUGCUCUUUUAUUGUGAAGAAGGGAACAAAGCAGAGGUUGUUGGCGGCAAGCUUCCACUGUUACGGUCUUGGGCAGCUGUUCCGAUAUACUUAGAUCCGCUCUUGAUAAUCAAGUUGAGCCUCCGCGUCUCAACUAAUCCUGAGCAUGAUCCUGAUGGUCAUACCUUCUCCUUCCAAGGUGAUCUUACCUUCGACCGCGACCAGUAUGAAAAAUCCAUUUGCAACGUCGACCAUGGUGUAGUUAAAGUGUGUAUCUCAUACGAGUAA
Triticum dicoccoides is the source of this 1272-nucleotide messenger RNA. RefSeq lists its product as uncharacterized. The record is from RefSeq and is a predicted model, not a curated record. The transcript has 3 exons. Bases 1 to 1272 code for a protein of 423 amino acids. Lineage: Eukaryota; Viridiplantae; Streptophyta; Magnoliopsida; Poales; Poaceae.